AUUUCACGAAAUUCUUUAUAAUAAAUAAUUACAUACAUAGAUACUAUAUAUUUUUAUUUUUCAUAAAUGCUGCAUAAAUCAUUGGUUGACGUUUAAAAUGUUAGGAGGGAAAGAUGGGUACGAUUUUCAGAACAAAAAAUAUAAUCUGCCUCUUACAUCGCUCUCCAUUAAACGUGUGCUGUGCCGCUACAACAACAAGUGUGUGCUGUAAACGAUGUUUAAAAACUAUGAUGGACUACACACCUAACUCCACGGACAGUAAAGCUCUGGCCGUCGCUUUGGAAGAGGUGCAGAAAAGUGUAAUUGGUAUACCUAUAAUGAUAGGUAGAAAUGAAAUUGUUGGUCGAGAUGGGCAAUAUCAACUUCACCCACACAAUCAUAAACGUGCUCUAGUUAAGUUUUUCUAUGCCAACACUCAACAAGUCAAAUAUGGAAUAGAAACAGCUUUAGGUAGCAAGGAAGACUGGCAAAAUACCAAACUGAAGGAACGGGCGGAAAUCUGGAGAAAAUGUGCAGACAUCAUUGCAGAGGAAGACCGUCACAAGUUAAAUGCAGCUAUAAUGGUAGGACAAGCAAAGACGGCCUUGGAAGCAGAGAAAGAUACUUUCCAAUUAAUAACUCUUUUGCGUAAAAGUGCAGAGUAUAUUAUGCGUCUAGCGGAUAUACACCUUACCAAUUAUCAACCGGACUGUAUUAAAACAACAUAUUUUCAACGACCACUAAAUGGGUUUGUUGCUGCUAUAUCUCCAUUUAAUCAUAACAACUUUUCUGCUCACCUCGCCUUAAGUCCUGCACUCAUGGGCAACUGUGUGCUGUGGAAACCGUCCAAUUAUAGUCUGUAUUCUGAUUACUUGAUUUGGAGUGCUACGAAAAAAGCCGGUCUGCCUCCAGGGGUUCUUAACUUCAUACCUUGCAACGGUAAUUUGUUUGUGGACGUCAUUACAAAAUCACCUUACUUUGGCGGCUUGAAUUUCUCUGGCAGGACGUCUAGUUUUCAAGACAUAUUUAAUGUUGCUUAUCUGCGGGUUAAUAAUUUCAAAAGUUAUCCACGGGUAGUGGCGGAGUGUAGCACAAAAAAUUUUCAUUUUGUCCAUGAAAGUGCGGAUGUGAAUGUUACUGCAAGUGCCACUGCACAAGCUGCAUUCGAAUAUUCAGGUCAAAAAUCUGCCUCUUGCUCGGGCAUUUACGUUCCUGAAACUCUAUGGGGUCCAUUAAAAGAAGCACUAUUAGAUCAGUUAGUUUGCAUCAAGGUUGGAGACCCAUGCGAUCCCACAACGAUAAUAUCGGCUGUAAUAAGCGAAAUAUCUUAUGAACGUAUAAUAAAGUUUAUUAAAAAUGCCAGCAAUAAUUCGAAAUGUCAAAUAAUUUAUGGUGGCGAUUUUUGCAAAACACAUGGAUACUUCAUUGAACCAACUGUUGUUGUAUGCAGUGAUCCUUUAGAUCCACUCAUGAUCAAAGACAUCUGUGGGCCAAUACUAAGCGUUUAUGUGUAUAAAAACAAUGAAUUAGACAACAUUAUAAGCUUGUUAAGAAAAGAAUCCAGAUACGCAUAUACAGCGUCGGUAUUCGGCGAUUCGAAAACUACUUAUCAACUAAUUGAGAGAUUGAGCUCAGUCUCAAAUAACUUUUACAUCAAUCAAGGUUGCACCGGCAAUAUUAUGGGACAUCCUAAAUUUAGUGGUACCCGUCUAUCGGGAACUAACGAUCACAAAAGCUCCAAAUUUUAUUUUAUGCGAUGGGCAUGUCAGCAGCUAAUUGAAGAGCCAAUAGAUAACGAAUCUACGACAGAUAAAACCCAAUAGAUAAAGCAAGCAGUAAUCACGAAUACCUUCACCCGCACAAAAAAACUCCAUAAAGAAUCUUUGAAUGGAAUUUCUGAAAAAUGGCGUCACAUUUAAUAUAGUUGUAUUUUGUUCUUGCUUGGGGUGAAAUUUAUGAAAGAAAUACAAAGCUAUUGUAAUUUUGACUUGAAACACAAA
This is a messenger RNA of Ceratitis capitata (Mediterranean fruit fly), 1979 nucleotides long. RefSeq names its product delta-1-pyrroline-5-carboxylate dehydrogenase, mitochondrial. Gene Ontology annotation, molecular function: L-glutamate gamma-semialdehyde dehydrogenase (NAD+) activity. The record is from RefSeq and is a predicted model, not a curated record. Gene Ontology annotation, cellular component: mitochondrial matrix. NCBI's taxonomy places the organism in Eukaryota, Metazoa, Arthropoda, Insecta, Diptera, Tephritidae. The transcript has a single exon. Bases 114 to 1802 code for a protein of 562 amino acids.